AAUACUAUAUUAGAACUUUUUUAUUCUGGCAAGUGAGCUAAGUAAUGCAGUUGAAAGAUAGGUUUUUGUUGCUCUGCAUAACUCAUAAUUUUAUAGUCAUUUGACGCAUAUAUCUUCAUUUGAUGCAGACAUCUGUUACUCAUAUGUCUUCCCAGAGAAUCGGAUGCAGCGAGUUACAUAAACAAGGAGGUGAGGCUAAUAAAACUCGACAAGCGACUCGUCGUCGAGAGCCAUUUGGACAAGCGUUGGGAGGAAGCCACCGGCGAGACUGUCAACGACGUCGUGUUUCUCAGCAAGCAUGCACGCCGCACGUGCGUGAAGGUGAGGCUUUGACUGCCGGCGGAAAGCCAGGAUGGGCUGCACCACCGAACCCGAGGAUAGGACCGUGGUUUAGACUCUUGAAGAACAUUGCUCAUUCACAUAAUUUAGUUCCUGAAUUUGAGGUCACGUUGGAGGCUACUCAUCAUGGUCCUGAAAUCAAUUCACCAACUAUGUUUGUGGAAAUUGUGCAGAAGAGUAUUGGUAUAGGCAGGAUGCUGCACAAGCCAUUGCUCUGUGUGGGAAGGACUGGGUCUUGGAGGAAGAAUUGCAGUAGGAGACCGGAAAAGGAAAGAUGGUGUUUGGGUGGGCCAUCUGCUGUCUGGCUAUUCUCUGUUGCUGGAAGAUCCUGGAGAAGCAAAAGUACCAGCGAAUCCAAUGGAUGUUGGUGGAACUUAGAGAGAAACAAUCAGAGUUGCAUUUGAGACCACCAAAUUGGCUUUUCCUGGAGGAGAAGUUCUAGCUCAUCUUGAUCACAAGAGUUUCAAGAGCUGGCUGAGAAAUGCCAUUACAGGGUUCUUAGCAGAGCAGAACAUAAAGAUUGGCAAACCAGGCGACUUCUGUCCUUGUUAAAUGCUGCCAAUGGCUGAUUCUUGUGACUAUAGAUUUUUCCUGUCAAUGCAGUACAAAAUUACAGCCUAGGGCAAUGUAAAAUUCGUUGAACUAACCCUGAAUUUAUAGUUAAUUCUAUUUUUCAAUUCGAAAGGAUGCUUUGUUGGUUGACUAUACAUUUGCUUUCUUUUUAUGCAAGCGACGUAAGUCCAUGUACUAUUGACCUAAAUAACCAUAGUCGAUCUUUUUUCUAAAUCCAUGUAUUUCAGGA
Molecule: messenger RNA, 1141 nt
Organism: Durio zibethinus
Lineage: Eukaryota; Viridiplantae; Streptophyta; Magnoliopsida; Malvales; Malvaceae
Source: RefSeq, a predicted model, not a curated record